AUGCCCAAUCGUAUUAUCAUCGACCGGAUAGUGAUCGGAAAUGUACAAGAUGACUUUCAUCCUGGUGCAUUCAAGGCUGCAUUAGCUGAGUUCGUCAGUACUUUAAUUUUUGUGUUUGCUGGACAAGGGUCUACUAUGGCCUACAACAAACUUACAUCCAAUGCCCCAAUAUCCCCGGCGGGGCUGGUUGCAGUGGCUUUGGCACACGGAUUUGGCCUAUUUGUCGGAGUUGCUACCAGUGCAACCAUCUCUGGAGGCCAUUGCAACCCGGCCGUUACCUUCGGUGCUUUCAUUGGUGGCAACCUUUCUCUCCUCCGUGGGAUUCUCUAUUGGAUUGCUCAACUCCUUGGUUCCACUGUGGCUUGCUUGCUUCUUAAGUUUACCACUCAUGGCAUGAAUGUCGCAGUAUUCGCUCUGUCCCCUGGGGUGAAUGUAUGGAACGCAUUUGUGUUCGAGAUUGUAAUGACUUUUGCCCUAGUUUACACCGUCUAUGCAACCGCCAUUGAUCCAAAGAAAGGUGAUGUGGGAAUCCUUGCACCUCUAGCCAUUGGCCUUGUACUUGGAGCUAACAUUUUGGCUGGUGGAGCAUUUGAAGGAGCAGCCGCGAACCCCGCCGUGGCUUUUGGACCAGCUUUGGCGAGCUGGAACUGGUACAACCACUGGGUUUACUGGGCUGGACCUUUGGUCGGAGGCGGGAUUGCCGGGGUUGUGUACGAGCUCAUCUUCAUCAGCCACACUCAUGAGCCACUUCCCGGUGGAGAAUAUUAG
Dovyalis caffra is the source of this 768-nucleotide messenger RNA. NCBI's taxonomy places the organism in Eukaryota, Viridiplantae, Streptophyta, Magnoliopsida, Malpighiales, Salicaceae. The record is from the annotation of a GenBank genome assembly.